AUCAAGUGUCCGUCAGUCCGAACGCCAUCAUGCACGCCUUCCUGAAGACCGGCAAGCUGGGGGCGGGGGCAGGGGGGCCAAGCAGCGGUGAGGGGAGCAAGAAGGCUGCGGUGAAGAAGGCCCUUGUGCCCUGGGUGGAGAAGUACCGCCCCAAGACCGUGGAGGAGGUGGCCUACCAGGAGGAGGUGGUGGCGGUGUUAAGGAAGACUCUUGAGGGUGCUGAUCUUCCCAACCUCCUCUUCUACGGACCUCCUGGCACCGGCAAGACCUCCACCAUCUUGGCUGCUGCGAGACAGCUGUUUGGCGACAUGUUCAGGCAGAGGGUGCUGGAGUUGAAUGCCUCAGACGAGCGUGGCAUCCAGGUCGUUAGAGAGAAGAUUAAACGAUUCGCCCAGACUACCGUGUCCUCUACCAGGCCUGAUGGCCGGCCGUGCCCCUCCUUCAAGAUAGUGAUCCUUGACGAGGCGGACUCCAUGACGCGGCCGGCCCAGGCAGCGCUGAGGCGGACCAUGGAGGUGCAGUCUCGGUCCACCAGGUUCUGCCUUGUUUGCAACUACGUGACGCGAAUUAUUGAGCCUCUGACGUCACGGUGCUCCAAGUUCAGGUUCCGGCCGUUGGCCCAGGAUGUGCUUGAAGAUCGUUUAACCAGCAUCUGCCGCAGCGAGGGGGUGAAAUUUGAAGAGGGGGUGGUGGCGACGGUGGUGGAGACUAGUGGGGGUGACCUGCGCCGCGCCAUCACCUCCCUGCAGUCCUCCGCCAGGCUCCGAGGCGGUGAUGUAGUGCGGGUGUCUGAUGUUCUGGAUGUAACGGGUGUGGUGCCAGACGAGCUGAUCACACACCUGCUGGACGCCUGCAGUGCUAACUCAUACGAGGGAGUGAAGGAGCGCCUGUCUGUGCUGCUGGCUGAGGGUCACGCCGCCAGCCAGGUGAUGAGCCAGCUGCAUGACGUGGUGCUGGCCAACCCACACCUGUCUGACCUCAGCAAGGCGGCCAUUUGUGAGAAGCUGGCGGUGUGUGAGCAUCGGCUGCGGGGCGGUGACGAGUUCCUGCAGCUGCUUGACCUGUCCUGCACCGCCAUGCAGCACCUGGGCCGCGGCGCGUAGAGCAGGGUUGCCAGAUUUACUCAGGGACUUAAUACCAAAUACUUCAAUUUUCAAUACCAGAUUCACUUUUUCAAUACCAAACUAAUGAUAAAAUAUGUUUUCGUAAUUUUUUAGUUGAAAUAAAGUAUAUACUUGGUUAGUGAAGAAGAGCAUCCAAGCCAGCGUCCGUUUCCGUGGCAACUAUGUACAUGUCGAGUGAUAUAAAUUUCUCGAGCAUUUUGUCACUUAUAUUCAGAUGUUUGCAGCACUUCCCAGUCAUUAACAGCGUGAUCCGCAUUCUGAGUAUUGAUUGAAGCAUGGGUAAUUUCAUUCUGUUUCGUACUUUAGUUUUUAUUGCAUUUGCAUUUGAGAAAACUUUCAACAAACGCACUGGUCACUGGGCUUGUGGGGCAAGGUAAUGCGUAUCAUGCCAGUUCAUAAUAUGGUUUAGAAUCAUUGCUUGAGUAAUUCUUUAUUUUACGACCAGAAUACAAUCUCUCUCUCUCUCUCUCUCUCUCUCUCUCUCUCUCUCUCUCUCUCUCUCUCUCUCUCUCUCUCUCUCUCUCUCUCUCUCUCUCUCUCUCUCUCAUUUUCAACAAUAAUAAAGCUUUGUGGGAAUUUAAA
Messenger RNA from Scylla paramamosain (green mud crab), 1706 nucleotides. RefSeq names its product replication factor C subunit 4-like. Gene Ontology annotation, molecular function: DNA clamp loader activity; ATP binding; ATP hydrolysis activity. NCBI's taxonomy places the organism in Eukaryota, Metazoa, Arthropoda, Malacostraca, Decapoda, Portunidae. Gene Ontology annotation, cellular component: DNA replication factor C complex; nucleus. Gene Ontology annotation, biological process: DNA-templated DNA replication; DNA repair. The record is from RefSeq and is a predicted model, not a curated record.